This is a messenger RNA of Copidosoma floridanum, 1447 nucleotides long. RefSeq names its product purine nucleoside phosphorylase. Lineage: Eukaryota; Metazoa; Arthropoda; Insecta; Hymenoptera; Encyrtidae. Gene Ontology annotation, biological process: nucleoside metabolic process. Gene Ontology annotation, cellular component: cytoplasm. The record is from RefSeq and is a predicted model, not a curated record. Gene Ontology annotation, molecular function: purine-nucleoside phosphorylase activity.
CUAUAUAUGAAGCCACUGACCGAACAGUCAGUUCAGUCUCGUCUCGUCUGUCGCUCCGCUUUUAAGACAACAAUAGUUUAAAUUUGUUUGUUUAUCUUUUGCCACGAGCCAACGAAAAGUACAGAAUACGCCAAGAUGCCGAUGGUGGAUGAUAAGAAUGGACACCCGUUGCACGUCAAAAGGCCCAGCGAAAACGAAUUUUUACAUACAAACGUCAAACAUACUGGCAUCGUUCACUCAUCAUUCAGCUUCGAGUCUCUGCAGGAAAGCGCCAAUUACUUGCUUGACCGUAUCUCAACUCGUCCCAAAAUUGGCAUCAUUUGCGGCUCCGGGCUCGGUCCAAUCACCGAUACCCUCACCCAAAAGCAAUGCUUCCCCUACGAGGAUAUUCCUCACUUUCCCAGUUCAACGGUCAAGGGCCACGUCGGGCAAAUGGUCUUUGGUUACCUGCACGGUGUUCCCGUCAUGUGCAUGCAAGGCAGAUUCCACUAUUACGAAGGCUAUCCCCUCUGGAAGUGCGCGAUGCCGGUUAGAGUGAUGAAGUUGGUUGGGGUGUCACACCUGAUUGUCACAAACGCGGCAGGGGGUUUGAAUCCAAACUACAACGUCGGCGACAUCAUGCUGAUGAAAGACCACGUGAACUUGAUGGGUUUUGCGGGUAAUAAUCCCCUUCAAGGACCUAACGACGACAGAUUCGGGCCGCGUUUUCCACCCAUGAACCGAGCUUACAACAAACAGCUCCUUGCAGCUUGCGACAAAGUCGUCAACGAAAUGGGAAUACAGGAUAUCGUGCACAAAGGGGUCUACACUUGUUUGGGUGGUCCCAACUACGAAACCGUAGCCGAAUUAAAAGUUCUCAAGAUCCUUGGAGUUGACGCAGUUGGCAUGUCGACGGUCCACGAGGUAAUAACUGCCCGCCACUGUGAAAUGAAGGUCGUAGCUUUUAGUUUGAUAACAAAUAUGUGUGUGGACGACUACGAGGACCACAUGGAGGCCAAUCACAAUGAAGUCAUGGAGGUUUCGGAGCGUAUGAAGGGUUUGCUUAAAGAAUUUGUCUCGAGGAUCGUUGCCUAUAUUAAGGAGGAGCUUAACGUUGACGAUGCCACAAAAUAAUUGUGCCAAUAUUUUAUUUUCAAUCAUCAAGUUUUCCUUUUUUCUGUUACUGACUCUGUCAGCACUAAAACCAAGUGGCAUUGGAUUUGGAUGGCAAAGUUAAUGGCCGCUCUAAAUUGGUCUGAUAUGUUCCUACUAUUUACACACUCAACCGAUUUGUAUCGAUCGAGGAACAGUUGUUGGAUUCUUCACCAAGUCACAAGCGAUUAUCUAAACCGUAAUUCGUCAUUUAGCAAAAUAAUUAUAUCUUGAUGAACACGAAAAUGAAAAUCACGUGACAAGGUCAUUAAAAAUUGUUUGAACUUGGUUGCAAGUGAUUUUAAACACGUUUUAU